AUGGACCCCAGCAGCUCCAUACAGGAGACUCGCUGGUCCCUGCCCUCUGUGGUCAAAAUCUUCCUUGAACCCAACACACAAGCCCCAAAUGCUUCUCCGGCAAGGACACCUCCUCCUCAGGCUUCUCCAGCAAGGACACUUCCUCCUCAAGCUUCUCCAGCAAGGACAUCUUCAGCCCGGGCAUCUCCAGCUGGGGCUUCUCUUCCCCAGGCUUCUCCAGCAAGGACACCUCCUCCUCAGGCUUCUCCGGCAAGGACAUCUCCAGCCAGGGUAUCACCUUCCAGGUCAUCGUCGGGCAGGUCAUCAUCUGCCAGGUCAGCCUCCACGACAUCCUCCCCAACGAGAGUGUACCUUGUUAGAGCAACACCAGUGGGGGCUGUCCCCAUCCGGGCAUCUCCUGCCAGGUCAGCACCAGCCACCAGGGCCACCAGGGAGAGCCCAGGUCUCAGCGUGCCCAAGUUCUCCUGGCAGGAGACGCAGAGACAGCUGCCACUCAUCGGGUGUAUCAUCCUUCUCAUCAGCCUGGUGAUCUCACUCAUCCUUCUCUUCUACUUCUGGCGAGGCCACACGGGGAUCAAAUACAAAGAACCGACGGAGAGCUGCCCCAAACACGCAGUUCGCUGUGAUGGAGUGGUGGACUGCAAAAUGAAAAGUGAUGAGCUGGGCUGUGUCAGGUUUGACUGGGACAGGUCUCUGCUGAAGGUCUACUCUGGGUCCUCUGGUGAGUGGCUCCCUGUCUGCAGCAGCAGCUGGAAUGACAGCGACUCCAAGAGGACCUGCCAGCAGCUGGGCUUUGACGGUGCUUACCGAACAACCGAGGUGGCCCACAGGGACAUCACCAGCAGCUUUUUACUCUCUGAAUACAACUCCACCAUCCAGGAAAGCCUCCACAGGUCCGAAUGUCCUUCCCAGCGGUACGUCUCCCUGCAGUGUUCCCACUGUGGUCUGAGAGCUAUGUCUGGGAGGAUCGUGGGAGGGGCUCAGACCUCGGAGACCAAGUGGCCUUGGCAAGUCAGUCUACACUUUGGUUCCACCCACAUCUGCGGGGGCACACUCAUCGAUGCCCAGUGGGUGCUCACCGCGGCCCACUGCUUCUUUGUGACCCGGGAGAAGGUUCUGGAGGGUUGGAAGGUGUAUGCAGGCACCAGCAACCUGCACCAGCUCCCUGAGGCUGCCUCUAUCUCCCAGAUCAUCAUCAAUGGUAACUACACCGAUGAGCAGGAUGACUAUGACAUUGCCCUCAUGAGGCUUUCCAAGCCUUUGACCCUCUCAGCUCACAUCCACCCUGCCUGCCUCCCUAUGCACGGUCAGACCUUCGGCCUCAAUGAGACCUGCUGGAUCACUGGCUUUGGCAAAACCAAGGAGACAGACGAGAAGACAUCUGCCUUUCUCCGAGAGGUUCAGGUCAACCUCAUUGACUUCAAGAAGUGCAAUGACUACUCGGUCUAUGACAGUUACCUUACCCCAAGGAUGAUGUGUGCCGGGGAUCUUCGAGGAGGGAGGGACUCCUGCCAGGGAGACAGCGGAGGACCUCUUGUCUGUGAGCAGAACAACCGCUGGUACCUGGCAGGUGUCACAAGCUGGGGCACAGGCUGUGGCCAGAGGAACAAACCUGGUGUGUACACCAAAGUGACAGAAGUCCUCCCCUGGAUUUAUAGCAAGAUGGAGAGCGAGGUACGCUUCCGGAAAUCUUAACCUCACAUCACUGACUGCUAUGAAGAUCCUGGCUAAAGGGACUAGCCAUUCGCAGCAUCAGGACCAGUGGCCACCAGGCACCCUUGUUCCUACCGCCUCUGCUGUCUGCUGUCUCUGUGGGAGUGCAAAUGUGGUGUGUGUGUGUGUGUGUGUGUGUGUGUGUGUGUGUGUGUGUGUGUGUAUGUGUGUGUUACUAUUCUUUCAAGUUAUUCAGAAAACAGGAAAACUUGACUCCUCCCAGAAUCCCUGGCUGGAAAUCUGGAGUUAGGAGGAGUUUGGGCACCAGGUGUGUUCCUGAGAGUCUAUAAGUGGAAGGGGAGCUAAAUAAGAGCCCAGGGGGGCCUGGAAGAUGGCAGCAGCAGUUGUUGCUCUCCUGACUCGUAGACCAGCCCAGAUUGGACAGAAACCCAGCAGCCAGUGACACCUUUGCUGUGCUUAGACAGCAGCAAAUUUUGUCAGAGUUGGCUUCUCAGUGCCUGGACCAUCUGUCCGCGGUGGAAAGGCAUUCCCAUUGGCGUUGGAGUGGCAGGUCCUUUAAGCCACUGCUGUGGAUUCCAGAGCUGGGCUCUGCUGUGGCCAUCCAUCUCUGGGUGAUGACUGUGACUCAGGCUUGCUGUACUUUUGGUCACAAGCUGUUGGGAUGAUUUUAUUUUAUUUUUAUAUUUAAGAUAUAGGAACCGAUGUAGUUUUAAGGAGUCCCCCAAAAUCCUAGGGACCUUGGAGGUUUUGCGUGAACUCCAGGGCACUCAUGGGAGUUGUACCUCUGUAGCAUCUUGUGACAUAUUACUGGCUUCAUGAAAUGAGGUGAAGUACCUCAGUGAAAUCCUCAGGACAGACAUCUCCAAGAUGGUGUGGAGACUAGGGCCCUUUGAGAUACUCAGGGAAGAAAAUCCUCAUUUGGACUGACAGAUAAAUGCAAUUCAUGAUGCUCUAGCCUCCAAGAACUACAGCCAGACAGAAGAACUGAAGACGUGUGUACUACCUGGCUUAUCCUCCCAGGACCACUGGGAAAGUCUAGGCAAGCAUCAUCAGCAUCAUUUACACCCAAGGGCAGAGCUGGGACUAUGGAGUUUGUUCCUGGCUUCCUCCAUCUUUCAGUUUUGUACUGACUCAAGAGUCCAUGAAGAGAAAACAAGAACUGUCCCCAGAACUGUUUCAACAGCCCUUCUGGAAGGCCCAAGUUGUCCCUAGUCCUGGUCUUCCACCAGGCCUUUUCUCUUGGUCACCCAUUUCUCCUCAAUUCCACUCCCUUUACCUUCCUUGGCCCGAUCAGACCUCUUGUGAUACUGAGUCUCAGGGGCAAGUUCAAGGAGAUCAGACGAGCUCAGGACAGCUCAGAUAAGCUGGAGGUAGCCAGAGGGAUUGAGUGGCAUUAGACAGGGCUGGAACAUUAGAGAAUAUCUUCAGGGCUGGGAAGCGGGACAGCCUUCACGUCUGCAGAAGUUCCCAGCAAUGAGCUUCAAUAAUAAAAGUGU
Molecule: messenger RNA, 3170 nt
Organism: Peromyscus maniculatus bairdii (prairie deer mouse)
Lineage: Eukaryota; Metazoa; Chordata; Mammalia; Rodentia; Cricetidae
Source: RefSeq, a predicted model, not a curated record